AAUCAGUGUGCUUAAGUUUUGUUCCUGUUCGUGCUGCUAUUUCACAACAAGUUGUAUUAAACUCGGUUGCUUCGUAUAAAGUAUAUUUUUGAAAUAAAUAUGUCUUUCAUUAAAAAAUCCUCGCGUCUUCUGCAAUCUCAGCUGCGUCGAGUGCAGAGCGUGCCAAUUGCUUUGUACCAUGAAAAUGUAGUCGAGCACUACGAGAACCCACGAAACGUGGGCUCGUUGGACAAGAAGGACGUAAGCGUUGGCACUGGACUAGUGGGUGCACCUGCCUGUGGGGAUGUUAUGAAACUGCAGAUCAAAGUCGAUAAAAAUGGCAAAAUCAUUGAUGCCAAGUUUAAGACAUUUGGCUGCGGCUCGGCCAUCGCCAGCAGCUCGCUGGCCACGGAGUGGGUAAAGGGAAAAUCCAUCGAUGAGGCGGGCAAGCUAAAGAAUACAGAUAUUGCCAAGGAGCUGCGUCUGCCGCCUGUCAAGUUGCAUUGCUCAAUGCUCGCUGAGGACGCCAUCAAAGCUGCCCUAGCGGACUACAAAGUCAAGCAGCAGAAGAAUGAGGCGAACUAAAAAUAUAUACUCAAGUUACAUACAAAUAUUAGCUAUGAUAACCAACUAAGAGUUAUCAAUAUUAGAAAAAACUAUAUACAUAUAUACAAUUAUUUUGCAUUGACUUUUAGAUUAUUAGAAAUGUGGCUGUUUUGUGAGAUUUGGGAUGCAGGAACUGAACAAUAAGGAGUAGCUGGAACUGAUCCUAAUUGAACGAUCUGUGAAUGUGUGUGAGUGCGCUUUGGAAUAACUGGAUCCCAUCUGAACGAUCAUUGAAUAUGUGUUUGCUUAGAGGGUAGCUGACUACUAUUAGCUACUUAUCUAUAUUUUUUUUUGUGAAUGGACAAUAUGCUUGCUGCGUGAAUGAAGGCCAAUUAAAAUUUGUAGCUGUGCGAAAUUCAAGCUUAAUCAAUAAUCAAUUAAAUGUUUUAAACGAUCUGAA
Molecule: messenger RNA, 985 nt
Organism: Drosophila hydei
Lineage: Eukaryota; Metazoa; Arthropoda; Insecta; Diptera; Drosophilidae
Gene: IscU
Product: iron-sulfur cluster assembly scaffold protein IscU
Exons: 3
Coding region: 100-564 (154 amino acids)
Biological process (GO): iron-sulfur cluster assembly; intracellular iron ion homeostasis
Cellular component (GO): mitochondrial matrix; cytoplasm
Molecular function (GO): ferrous iron binding; 2 iron, 2 sulfur cluster binding
Source: RefSeq, a predicted model, not a curated record